Messenger RNA from Oncorhynchus tshawytscha (Chinook salmon), 1445 nucleotides. Its product is annotated as guanine nucleotide-binding protein G(I)/G(S)/G(O) subunit gamma-2. The transcript is spliced from 3 exons. Gene Ontology annotation, biological process: G protein-coupled receptor signaling pathway. NCBI's taxonomy places the organism in Eukaryota, Metazoa, Chordata, Actinopteri, Salmoniformes, Salmonidae. Bases 264 to 479 code for a protein of 71 amino acids. Gene Ontology annotation, cellular component: heterotrimeric G-protein complex. Gene Ontology annotation, molecular function: G-protein beta-subunit binding. The record is from RefSeq and is a predicted model, not a curated record.
GCUGGAUCAGCAAGUGAGAGCAGCUAGAGAGGGAGCCACAGCACAGUGAAAGAGUGUGUGUGUAUGAGCCUGCCUGCCUGCCUGCCUUCCUGCUUGCUUGCCUGACUGACUGUGUGUGUGUGUGAGAGAGAGAGAGAGGGAGAGGGAGAGUCAGGGAGCUUGUGGAUACUACUCCACCAGACUGCAUGUCUCUGGCAUCACUAGGGGAGCAGUCCACACAUUACAGAGACAGCCUAUUCCAGGCCUAGCUGAGAAUCUCUAUCAUGGCGUCCAACAACACAGCAAGCAUCGCCCAGGCCAGGAAACUGGUAGAGCAGCUGAAGAUGGAGGCCAACAUUGACAGGAUAAAGGUGUCCAAAGCAGCAGCAGACUUAAUGUCGUACUGCGAAGCCCAUGCCAAAGAGGACCCGCUCCUGUCGCCGGUGCCCGCAUCCGAAAACCCUUUUAGGGAGAAGAAGUUCUUCUGUGCCAUCCUGUAAACGGGGUGUGGUUUAUUUGGUCUGACAGGAAGUCUGCUCAUCUUGGGACAUUGAACGAGGACGUUCAAUAUGUAGACAUCUUCUAACAGAAGGGCAUGGAGGAGUAGUACUGUCUCUUUCUCUACAAUGGAAGCUAAAGCAGGCAUUUAAAAACCACAGAGUAAGACGUAACCAUUUACAGCGGUCUGAUCUGACCUGAUCUGAGGACAGUUUUUGAGGGCUGUGCAGCAUGUUUGAUGGAUCCAUCCGUGUAGUCAGAGGACAACCGAAGAUAGUAUGGUUAUCCACCCAGAAACAUGAUGGACAACCAAUCAACCAAGUCUUCAGGUUGUGUUUAAAAUAAAAUUAAAAUAAUGAAGGAAAAAAAUAAACAAAAAAAAUGUUGUGGUUCUUUUGGAACAUGAAAUCCAAGUGUUACCUUAAAUGGUGGGUUGGGUAGAUGAGCUGCUUACCACCAGAUACUAACGCCUGUUUAUCGGAAUGUUUUUAUUUUUGCUGUUGUUUAUUUUAUGCAGAUUUUGAUUCUGAGAUGAAUUGGUUUGGCUAUAUCACUUAGACAACUUUCUAUACUGUAUGUGAUUACUGAAACAGCUAUUUUAACUUUUUUUUUUUUUUUUACAUCGUUAGAAUUGGUGAAAGCUGUUUUAAUGGAAAGUUUGGACGUUCAAUUAAGUGAUAUUCUUUACAGACAUGUUUCUUUAAACUUCUUCUGAGAGAAGUAUACAACAUAUAUAUCUGGCAAUGUGGUACAGUAUGUGUUUCCUUCAGAUACAAGCUCUCUUUUUACUAUUUGUAUAAAAAUACUAGCAAGUAAACUGUGUUGUGCUGUGCGUUCUGAAUGUUUGUGUUUAUCAUUAAUAAUUGCAUGAAAUUAACUAUUUUUUAAUUUUAUUUUUAAUGUGGGGAUUGUAUGAACGAGGCAGCCUCCAUCUGGCAGUGCCAACUGUAUUAAAAAGAUAACAAUGA